AAAACGAAAGUUGACUGACACAGACAACAAUUAUGCGAAGGGGAACAACUCGAUACAAUCGUAAUAACUCGGCCUCCUCCGACAAAGCUUUGAGAUCGACCUCGUUAUACAAUCAUAACAACUCGGCCAUGGCCGAAGUGUUCCGAGUGAUUUAAAACUGUGCCCAAAAGCCUUGCAGGUGCCCUUCAUGUAUAUAUUGUUAUGUUUUGACAGAAUGAAAUGAAGAAAAGCCGUCAAACUCAUAAUUAUAAGUUGGAUAUUUAUUUUUUGUGUACAGAACUAAUAUAAAAUAACAUUAUCUGUCAUGAGUGACAGACGUGUAUCGGAGAGAACGCCACUGUUGGGACAGCAGGUGGAUCAUAGAGAAGAACAUGAAAAAGAAAAGGACACAGUUCCAGCCUCACCCCUAGAAGAAAAAGAAUUCUCCUUCAAGUCAGUUGAUCGGAGGCGAAAGUUCAUCCUACUGUCCAUGGCAUUGGUAAACUUCUGUGCAACAUGCUGUUUUUCACUUCUGGCUCCGUUCUUCCCAUUAGAGGCCAAGAGAAAGGGAGCCUCACAGACCAUUGUUGGAAUGAUUUUUGGAUGUUUUGAGCUGGUCAUCGUCAUUACUUCGCCAAUAUUUGGAAGCUAUAUAUCCAAAAUAGGUUGCAAGUUUAUGUACGUGGCUGGCAUCUUUGUUUGUGGAACUUGUGCCAUACUGUUUGGGACACUUGACAUGUCACCGGAUGGGGACAUGUUUAUUGUGAUGUGUUUCCUCUGUCGCUCUGUUGAAGCGCUAGGCUGUUCUGCCUUAGUGACAGCUUUGUUCGCAGUGCUUGCCCAUGAGUUCCCUGACAAUGUUAUUACGGUCAUGGGUCUUCUUGAAACGUCCAGUGGUUUGGGGAUGAUGGUCGGACCACCGAUAGGCGGAGCUUUGUAUGAGUUGGGAGGUUACGGGCUUCCUUUCUUCGUUAUGGGCUCGUUAGUCAUCGUAUGUGGAUCAGUGACCGCCUACGCCAUGCCCCCUAUAAGUGAUGGGUCAAAGCUAUACGAAGGGUCGAUUUUCGCCCUGUUGAAAAGCCCAUUAGUCAUUAUUACCUUCAUAAAUAUAUCAGCGGGUAGCGUUGCGCUUGGAUUUAUGGACCCAACCCUGGCUCCUCACCUGGAUCAGUUUAAUUUGAAGACCUGGUUGAUAGGAUUCAUGUUCCUCAUAGCUCCUGCGAUAUAUGCCAUCACUGCUCCAUGUUGGGGCUACAUUGGUGAUAAAAAGGGGAUUGUUCGUCUAAUGAUUGCCGGAGGGAACCUGGUGGCUGUCAUACCUUGGUUGUUGAUGGGACCCUCUCCACUUAUAUCAUUUGUACCCAAUGCCCUGUACAUGAACAUUAUAGCCCUGUCUGUGAUUGGUCUAGCCCUGGGCUGCGCCCUCAUACCAACAUUCAAGGCCCUUCUAAUGGGAGCAAAUUCCCUCGGCAUGGAGAACAACCUGGACACGUACGGCAAAUGUUCCGGAUUCUUCAAUUCAAGCUUUUCAAUGGGUGCUUUUUUGGGUGCGACAAUAGGUGGAUUCCUGGUGGAUAAAGUUGGGUUCCCAUGGGCUUCCACUGGUGUUUCAGGGUUUCUUGGUCUAGGGGGCCUUUUGAUGAUAGCAUACAUGUGCAUGGUUCCCAAUAUGCCCAGAUUACCAGAAAAACCUGACGCUAUUGAGCAAACUGUUAUUGUGGUAAAAAACGCUAACAACGCAGAAAAUACACCAGUCAAGGACACUAUUACAGAUAGCAAUGUUCAGUAUGUUUAGUCUUAUUGACAAGUAGAGUUGUAAUAUGAACUGACUGUAUCAGGGUUGUGCAUUUUAAGUUUGUCCUUAAUGAGUCCUUGUGUACACGGUCGGGACCAGAGAAUACAACCUGGAGACACCUUUAGGGCUGGUAACAAGACUUUCUGCUUAUUCUCACUCAAGACAUCAAGGCUUUGAUCAUCAGACACAGGGCUUGUGGAUUGCCAUUGAUGGUAGUUCACCAAGAUUACAAGAGAAGUCGCACCAACUUAAAGUCAUACCAAAACAAAGUUGCACCAACAUGAAGUCGUACCAACACCAAGUCGUACCAUAUUUGGUGAAGUCGUCCAAUGUAUAUUUUACAUAUUAAAACCUUUUUGAUAGAAAAGUAAUAUAUAUUUGAACUAUGGUUUAACAAGAUGUAUAACAAUAUUAUUGUAGUUUUUAAAAAAAACUUCUCUCACAGUCUGAAAAUUUGACCAAUGCCUUUGACCUUGUCAUAUAGCUCAUGUUUCAGGUUAUAUAAUCCUCGGCAUCCCAGCGUAUCAUAACCUAUAUGAUACCCUGGGCAAAUCAGCUGUAAAAAUCUUGUACUCAUGAAUAAUUAAUAAGGUGAAAUCCAGCCGCUUGAUUGCUCGCAUGAGACACACCUCAUGCGGUGCCAAAAUGGAUGAGAAGUUAUGGAUGUCAUCUCGGUUCUAAAUAAUCCAAUGUGAUCACGGCUUACAAAUCGUUUUAGGCAGGAUAAUGUUAAAUAUGCCGGUGGCUCUUCACAAAGGAGAUUCUUCCUUUUUGUUAUCAGCUAUUUUAUUGGUCAGGAAAUGCUUAUGAAUAUUCAAGAUUUACGAAGUUUCCCUAGCCAAUUUGCCCAGGGUUUCAUAUAGGGUAUGAUGAGCUUGGGUGCUGAGGAUGGGUUAUAACAAUAGAAAUCACAAUAGGAGGACAGCUCCAAAUCCGGAGCCACUUCUUAGUGGUAGAACUUUGUGUUGGUACUGGGAACUCUGAUUGCACUAAACUAUUAUCAGUUCUCCAAAUAUCAUGCCUGAAAAAAUUGUAGUAAAAUAGUUUCACAAUCAUGAUGAAAUACAAAUGUUAAAACUAACAAGCCAAACAUUUGUGAUAUUUGUAUUCAGAAUUGAAAAGAGACAUUUUGCAAAAACUUUAAAUCUUAAGUUUUUUUUCUUGCAUUGUAAACUCUUGUUAUGUUAUGUAUUUUAUGCAACAUCUAGAGUUAAAGUUAGUUCUACGCAAUUUAUUAUUUUUUUUAUUUUUUUAAGAAAAAAAGUUGAGGUAUUGUCAUAGCUAGUCUGUCAUUGUCAUUGUAUGCAAUAAAGGGCAAUAACUUUUAAAUGUUAUAAGGAUCUGGCUUUAAAGAUGCACUCUAACUCCUAAAUAAGAUGUACCACAAUUGAUACAAUUGUUUUAAUUUACCUAGAAUGAUGAAUAAAUAUCACAAACAAUGGUUCUUAAAAAGGAUACCGUGUUUAAUUUGAAUGAAAGGUUCAGAAAACACUGUAUUUCUAUCUUAUGAGACAAUAGUUGAUCACUGCAAAUCUUUUAGCACUCACCAAUCAUUUAAUAUUUGUGUGUUUUCAGCUAUCAAAUACAUGGUUACAAUCUUGGGAUCAGUAAUUACUUUUUUCCAUAAAUGCAUUAUUUAGUAAGUAGUUAAAGGUUUAUCACUCAAAAUUUAUGUUUGUUUUACAUGUGUAUGUAUUGAUUUUAAAUAAGAUUGUCACUUUCAUAAUGGUCCAGUUAUGUCCCUUGUUCCACAGUUGUAACCUUGUCUUUGUUGACAUUGGCUUGCAGAAACUUUAACCUUGGCUUUAAAACUGCACUCUCACAGAUUGAACAUUUUGACAACUUUUUUUUUUGUCUUGAGACGAGCCAAUUUUUGCGAAAAAGCAUGGAAACCAGUUAUAUAAGACUGCUGACAAAAAAUUAGAUCACAGAUUUUUAUAUCUUUGUUAAAAAAAAAUGAUGUUUUAUGCUUUUUUCUUAAACCGCUAGUAACGGUUUAUGCCAUAAAACAUUAAUUUUCGAACAGAAAUGUGAAAAUGUACUAUCUGAUUUUUUGUUUGCAGAUAUUUACGCAAAAAUUUGCUCUUUCCAAGACAAAAAUUUAAAAAAGUUGUCAAAACGCUCAAUCUGUGAGAGUGCAGCUUUAACUGGAACAUUGUUCAAGCUAUUCAAAUGAAACUUGGUACACAUGUUGCCAGAGAUCAAACGCACAUGUACAGUAAGGCCCAUAACUCUGGGUUCAACAAGUAGUUUUAUCCUGAUAAACAACAGAUGAGUGUUGCUAGGAGACUCUUCUGUGUGUGUGUUCAAUCUAAAUUUUAUUUCUUGAUAAUGUUUGUAUUCAUGCUUCCCAGUGUUAUUAUAGCACUCCGCUUCUUUCUCAUAACUUACGCUUUACUUAUGAUUAUUUUAAAUGAAUAUACACUGUAUAGGAUUUUACAAUAGUUGCCAUUUGAUACAAACAAUAAUGUGGGCUAUAUAAGUUUUUCGUAAUAAGUUUUAUUAAAUUUGGUAUUAAAUGGCAACUGGUGUAUUUUUUAUUUCACAAAUCAUUGCCAAUAUGAAGAUGAUUUUUUUAUUUAGGGGAAAUGAUGUCAAUGUCAAGUUAUAUUACGCUUGUGUAAUAUAAGAAAAGACAUGAUGGUUGUAUGAUGCUUGUAUGAUGAUUGUUUUACACACAAGACAAGCAAUGUCUUGUGAAAUAUAUUUUUAUUCUAGUAAUUUUGAUUUAACUUAUUUUAUGUACAAUAUGUUGAUAUUGAAAUAACAUACAAUUUCAAUAAGUGAAUAUCAUGGUAUGCAGGAACUACCCCGGUAGGUGAAUAAUAGCAUGAUGGUAUUGUUCAUAACUUGGGGGGGGGGGGGGGCUGUCUUAUCAAAGAGCGUAUGACAAAAUAUCAUAAGAUCUAGAAAUUGGAAUGAAGACUAGAAGGGUGCCAGAAAUCGAAUGCAAAUUCAACUAAACACAGUGCAACUUUAUGGUGUUUUCAAAUGUAUUGGAGAGAAUUGAUGGUAUGAUACACAUUUUGGUAAGAUGGCCAGCUAGUGUAGUAAAAUUGGUGGAGUUAGUUUGUAAUCAGAUUAAAGUGUGAGUAAGCUACAUAUAAGCACAGUUAUUCAUUUUUGAUCACCAAUCAAACCUUUGAGCCAUUGUUUAUGUUGCAUGUCAUAAACUUGUUUAUAACUUUUUGUUUACUUAUAUAAUGGGUUGUGAAAAAAUGCAUAAUUUCUGCUAUUUGAUUGUGUAUGGUACAUGUAGCAAAUUUUCCUACUACCAAAUGUCCCAUUUAUAUAUAUCUUGUUUUGAUAUGAAAUGUUGUUAUAUUUUCUAUAUAUUAUAACUUUACAAAAGUCAUAAUUAUUUCCAUUAAUGGUAGAUGAAAAAAAAAUGCACAUGUUCAAUUUUUUUAUUGUUUUUUGUCUUAUGAGUCUUUUAACAAACAAACAAAGUGGUCUGACAUUUGUGUCAGAAAUGAAGAUGCUGAGUGUCAUUUAAUAAAUACUUAAGACUGUAAAUAAAAAUGACACUAUUUUUUCUUCACUGGCUCAAUGACAUUUUUGUAGUUAUAGACUUGGUUUUAGUUAAAUGUUAAAGAUGCACUCCUACUAUUAUGAUCAUUCUUUUUGCACUAUAUUGUGUUGCAAAAUGUUGAAUAAUAAUUUCUUUAGUACAAUAAAAAUAAAACAUUUAUAUUUUAAAAUAGACCUAUCAUAUUUAGUAUAGAAAUGAUUGUUUAUUUAAUUGACUCAGAUAACUUAAAAUAUCAUUACUUGAUAUUAUAAACAUUAUAUAUUAUAUUUUGUAUUUUUGUCAUCAUAUUUGCAACUUGCAUAACUUCAGUAAUUUCUUAAGCCAACACUAAAUUCUUACUUUUGACUGUUGUCACUACAUUUUAGCACCUUUUUUGUUCUAUGGUUUUGCUAAUCAUAAGAAUUAGGCUUAAACACCUAUGCAAGCCAGACAAGUUGUGAUAAGCAUAUAUUAGAUCAAAGAAACAAAGAUUAUCUAAAGGAAACUCUUAAUUCUAAGCUGAGUAAAACUCUUUAAGAUGACAAUGUCAGUUGUUGGCAUCUCAGCCUCAAAUUUAGUAUUUAAACCCAUGACUUCCCAGUCCAGGUUGUCAUUUAACCUUGGACAAUAAAUAUCGGAAGUCUGAUUUGGGUACUUGUCAUCUUAUUCACAGGUAUGUGGUUUUACUCUGUUAUUAGAUUGUUAUUAUAUUUUUGACUUAAAAGCUUGGAAUUCAAUUAAAAGUUCUUUAAAUAGGCUAAAAUAAGUUAUGUAUAUUGUUGUUACAAUUAUGUUGCAAAUACACACUGUUGACUUUAUAAUUCACUUGUACUUUAUAUUAGUCAUACAAGUUGUUUCUCUAUUUUAAUACAUUCAUAUUUAUUGGUACCUUUCACAUUGCUAAGCGUUGUUAUUAUCAAUAUUCCCCAAAAUAUUGUUAAUAUUCUUAAUAAUCACAUAUUCAUGUAUUUACAUCAUUAUGCUGAUUUACUUUAAUAUUUUGUUUAUUAUAAAUGGUCAUUUAACCUUGGACAAUAAAUAUCGGAAGUCUGA
Messenger RNA from Mya arenaria, 6338 nucleotides. Its product is annotated as MFS-type transporter SLC18B1-like. Gene Ontology annotation, molecular function: transmembrane transporter activity. The record is from RefSeq and is a predicted model, not a curated record. Lineage: Eukaryota; Metazoa; Mollusca; Bivalvia; Myida; Myidae. The transcript has 14 exons. Gene Ontology annotation, biological process: transmembrane transport. The coding region runs from base 305 to 1774 and encodes 489 amino acids.